Messenger RNA from Anopheles coustani, 2022 nucleotides. RefSeq lists its product as uncharacterized. Lineage: Eukaryota; Metazoa; Arthropoda; Insecta; Diptera; Culicidae. The transcript is spliced from 4 exons. Bases 1 to 2022 code for a protein of 673 amino acids. The record is from RefSeq and is a predicted model, not a curated record.
AUGGUCGGCCCAUCGGAGUUGCAAAGGACGGAGUUGGAGCAUGUGCUACGGGUGGUGGAAGAACGAAAAAUUGGGGGUUUAAAAAAGGACCCUAAGCCCCAAAACAAAACACACCAACAUGACGUGCUUUGGUGCAGUGAAAAUCGAAGUGGAAAUAGGAAACGAAGAAAAAGGACUCCAAUUUCGGCGGUGCCGAGGAAACUGCUGCCGAUGCUCGUGAUGUUACUGCUGUUGGUCACACUCUGGCUGGUGCCCCUUUCCUCCCAAGGUGCCCCCUCGCUGGCCGCCAAGUCUUGGCCCUGGAUGAAGACGUACGACAUCUGGGGGCCCGCGGAGGAUGCCCCGGGUAGGACCGACCGGCGGUCAGGGGCAAGGUCGACCGAAUCCACCUCCUUUGACCUAGAUUCGGGCCGACCGAACGGUACAACCGGUUCCGGCGGACGUCGCAGCCGGUACAGCUAUGGCGGUGGAUCGACCGCUUCCUUCUACGGUGACGCAAGCGACGGGAAUGGGUUGACCGGGGGCGGCCGGGCCGGCAGUGGCAGGAGACGUUCCGCGAAAGUGCUGAACUUCCUGCCGGUGCCGGUCGAUGACGAGUGCCUUUCGGAUGAUGGACGCCGGACGGGCAUGUGUAUGAACGUGUACGAGUGCCGCAUCCAGGGCGGGACAGCCCGGGGCCAGUGUGCGCUCGGGUUCGGCGUGUGCUGUGUGUUCGUCGCCACCUGCAACGAGGAAAUCGCCAACAAUCUCACCUACUUCGUGUCGCCCAGCUUCCCCGGGAUCGUGCCGAAGGACGUCGGUAGCUGCAAGCUGAAGAUAAAGCUGAUGAACGCCGAGAUUUCGCAGCUCAAGUUUGACUUCAUACAGUUUGCGCUGGGCCAACCCAAUCGUCGUACGGGUGUUUGCGAAGGUGACCUCUUCCGGCUGAUCGGCGGCGUCGCACCGUUCGAUCUGUGCGGGCAGAACUCCGGCCAACAUCUGUACUACGACCUCAGCCCCAAGAGCCGUGCCGACGAGCAGAUCGAGCUGGAGAUGAACUUUGCCUCGCGUUCCUUCGCCCAGCGCCUUUGGGAGAUCAGGGUGUCCCAGAUCCCGUUCAGCCAGCGAUCACCUUCUGGCUGCAUGCAGUACUUCACCGGCACCGAGGGCCUCAUACAGACGUUCAACUUUGCCGAGAACGGCCGGUACCUGGCGAACCACAACUAUCGCGCCUGCAUCCGGCAGGAGAAGGACAUGUGCUCGGUGGCGUACGAACCGUGCGACGAUCAGUCGUUCCGCAUCGGGCUACCGAGUCAGCUGAGUGGAGGAGGACCGGCUGGUGGUGGUGGACCGCUGGGUGGCGGUGGAAUACCGGGCGCACCCGGAAGCACCGGCGGCACCGGUCCAUUUUCCGACCCCUCGCUGGCGGAUGAUCCACUUGCACCGGCGGCUGACAUUCCAGCGGAAACGGCACCGGUUGUGGACCAGGUUAUCGAGCCACCGGAGGCGAGUCCUCCCGCGGUGGAGGAUGGCGCGGUGGCCGAUCAGGAAGUGGCGGCGGAUGAGCCCGUGCCGGCCGAGCAGGAACCGGCUGCCGACGACCCCGAUACAGCAGCGGCCGAUGACGAAGGUUCCGGAGGUGGCGGUGGGUUCUUCGAUGGAUUUUUCCCAUCGUUUUUCUCCCGCAGCAUCUUCGACGACGAUGAUGACGCUGUUGGCGUAGGUGGAAAACGAGUGAGAAAGCGCAAGGGGCGUGAGAGUUGGCAGAGUCGGCAGUUCGAGGGAAUCAACUGCAUCGAUCGAAUCACACUUCCGUGCAUCGUGGAGGACUUCAUCGGAGUCGGAAUGGGCGAUCUGCCAACAUGCCGACCGGUGCAUUGCGGGAACUCGCUCUGCCCGCCGGGAGUUUCGCCGUGCCGGGUGGAGACGUCCGUCACGCCGUUCCGACUGGGCAUUCACUUCGGCGAGGGUUCGGACCGGGGAAGCCCGGAGGACAAUUUGGGCGCCUGCAUUCGGUACAGUCAGAUUCCGUGUGCUGGAUGA